Aricia agestis (brown argus) is the source of this 1524-nucleotide messenger RNA. Its product is annotated as cytochrome P450 6B2-like. The record is from RefSeq and is a predicted model, not a curated record. Gene Ontology annotation, molecular function: monooxygenase activity; iron ion binding; heme binding. Bases 1 to 1524 code for a protein of 507 amino acids. The transcript has 3 exons. Lineage: Eukaryota; Metazoa; Arthropoda; Insecta; Lepidoptera; Lycaenidae.
AUGUAUUUUUUAAUAGUGAUUUUUAUAAUCCUACUGUACUCGUACGGCUCCAAGAAUCUCGACUACUGGAAGAGGAAGGGGGUCAUACACGAGCAGCCGGUCAUACUGUUCGGGAACAGACUGAAGCAGUUCAGGGAGGGGGUCAGCCUGUCGGAGCACUAUGCUAAUAUUUACAAUCGCUACCCCAACGAGAGGUACGUCGGGUACUACAGCAUGCGGAAGGCGAGCCUGCUGCUGCGAGACCCCGAGCUGAUCAGACACGUGCUGUCCGCCGACUUUAAGUACUUCCAUCACCGGGGUCUGAUCGAGCCGACCAACACUCCCGACGUGCUCCUGAGAAAUUUAGUUCACGGCGACGGGGACAUCUGGAAGCUUCUGCGGCAGAAGCUGACGCCGACGUUCUCCAACACCAAGCUGAAGGCCAUGUUCCCGCUGAUAGUGGAGCACACGGUGAGGCUGAUCCAGCUGGCCGGCGAGAGCGCGGAGAGCCAGGCCGAGGUCGACGUCCGCGAGCUGAUGGCCAAGUACACCACCGACUUCAUCGGCGCCUGCGGCUUCGGCCUCGACUUCGACUCCUACAAGAGCGAGGAUUCCGAGUUCCGCAAGAUCGGGAAACGCAUCUUCACGAUAACCCUCCCCAAUCUCCUGGCUCUGGCGUUCAAGGACGCCUUUCCCGAGCUUACGAAAUCCAUAAGGAUACUGGAUCUCGACAUAGAGCAGAAAAUGAUCGCGCUGGUGAAAAAGAUAAUGACCGAGAGGGGCUACGAGCCGUCCGGGAGGAACGAUUUCAUCGAUUUCCUGCUGGAAGUGAGACAAAAGGGGAAGAUAAGGGGCGAAUCGAUCGAGAUAAUGAAGCCGGACGGUACUCCCGAGAUAGUCGAGCUAGACGCGAGCGACGAGCUGCUGACUGCCCAGGUGCUCACGUUCUUCGCGGCGGGCUACGAGCCCUCCUCCCACGCGAGCGGCUACCUCCUCCACCAGCUGGCCUACCACCCAGAGGAACAGGCUCGGUGCCGCCGGGAAGUGGAUGAGGUGUUGAGCAGAUACGACGGAAAACUGUCCUACGAGGCUGUCAAAGAAAUGAUGUACUUGGAAAUGGCUCUCAAGGAGGCAUUGCGUAUGAUACCGUCGCCUGGAUUCUUCUUGAGGUCGUGCGUUCACAAGUACACGUUACCCGGCACGGACCUCACGAUCGACCCCAAAACUCAGAUCAUUGUGUCGCUUCAAGCGCUGCACAACGACCCGCAGUAUUUUGACAACCCGGAGAAAUUCAACCCGUCGAGAUUCGAGGCCCUGGAUAAGAGCCUAAAAUACGUUUAUAUGCCCUUCGGCGAAGGACCGAGGAGUUGCAUAGGAGAACGUCUCGCCAUAAUGCAGUCUAUGGCGGGGGUGGCGGCCAUUCUCAGUAGAUUUACAUUGACCCCCUCCAAAAAUUCAACCCCUGUACCCCGAGUUGACCCCAAGUCACUCAUAGUGCAAAAUAUUGCUGGUGGACUUCCUUUGAUAUUAAGUAAACGAUAUUAA